UCAAGUUACAAUUUUGGUUUCCAAUUCCAUCCUUUGAGUUGAAAUUAGUUGAAUCAUUUAUAUAAUAAACAAAAGUUUAUUUUGCAGAGUUGCAUACACAAUACUGUUGUGUGUACGGUUUGUAAAUGUAUAACGAAUUAUCAAAUAUAAUAACUCAUCUGUGCAAAUCGUCCUGAUUUCUAAACUUAGUUUAACAUCAUCAUCACAAUCUAACAUUAAAUAUACCUUAAAAGGUAUUCUGCACCUAAUAUGUCAACAGGAAAACUUUGGGGUGAAUUUGAAGACGAUGAGCCCAAUGAGGCAGUACUGCAAAGUGUUAACUUUAAUCCAAUUAUUGAACUUGGGAUGCAAAAUAUUCCGGAAAUUCCCAUCACUGUAAAGUGUUCUCCCGUCGAACUACCGAAACCCAAUCUUAUAACUCACACAAUUCAACUUCAUUCCUAUGCUAGACAAUUAUCAGCUAUUUUAGAGCAAACUGAAAAUGCAGUAUUUGAAGGAGCAAGACUAGAUGCAUUAAGCUUGCCCAAUCCUCCUCCAAUGCCAGAUGUGGAAAUGGAGCAUAUAGCUUCUACUCCAAUAAAUUUUCUUCCUAAAGAGUAUUGUGAUUUUUCACUCGGUAAAGGUCCGGUGAUUUUACCCUUUACUCCUGAAUGUCACAGAAGAGCUUUAAAGCAAUGUGCAGCUAUAAGUAUUGGGCAUGUUGGAGUUGCUACAUGCACCAACACAGCUCUUAAUGCUGUAGCAGAUUCUUUGGAUUUCUAUUUAACAAACCUGUGUAAAUUGAUGAGAACUGUCACUGACAGACAAGCAAGUGGUAUUAAAUCAGGGUUCCCAGACAUCAUUUCAAAAGUAUUAGCAGAUUUAAAUGUUGGAAAUCUUCAUAACUUUUAUGAGAAUCGUGUAGUAAGAUAUCAUCAUAAAAUAAAAAAGAAAUGUGAUCAUUUACGGUCACAGUGUGAAGCGCUAACCAUUGGAGAUGUAGCACCUCAGUUAAAACUUGAAGAAGUCCCAGAGCUGCAUUUCCCUGCCGCCUUAGACAGUGCAUUCACUCCUUCAUUAGAACCUGGUUUUCAAAUGCUACACAGUUUGGAACAAGAGCAGUUACAAGGUCUAGAUUUAUUAGAUACAGUAUCAACUGAAGAUAUUAAAGUUGAGUCUGUGGAAUUCUCACAACCAGAAACAAAAGGGCCUCUGUCUCCUAGUGCUAAGAAAAAGAGAAAAUAAAGUAUUUAUUAAAAUUUGGCAUAUAAUUAACUUAUUUAAGUUAAAAUUAAAACUUGGUAAUUCAGUAUCAACAACACCAGAUGGCAAACCUGGCGCAGGCAUCUACAACCUUAGACUUAUGUCAAAAAUGCAUUGAUUUGACAUAAUACAUUUUAGUAUUGUUAUUAUUGAACAUUUCGUUUGAUGUUCUACUCAUUGUAAA
Pieris rapae (cabbage white) is the source of this 1426-nucleotide messenger RNA. RefSeq lists its product as uncharacterized. The transcript has a single exon. The record is from RefSeq and is a predicted model, not a curated record. Gene Ontology annotation, molecular function: transcription coactivator activity. Gene Ontology annotation, cellular component: SAGA complex. The coding region runs from base 250 to 1224 and encodes 324 amino acids. Lineage: Eukaryota; Metazoa; Arthropoda; Insecta; Lepidoptera; Pieridae.